Molecule: messenger RNA, 957 nt
Organism: Ipomoea nil (Japanese morning glory)
Lineage: Eukaryota; Viridiplantae; Streptophyta; Magnoliopsida; Solanales; Convolvulaceae
Product: NDR1/HIN1-Like protein 3-like
Exons: 1
Coding region: 180-821 (213 amino acids)
Biological process (GO): defense response to other organism
Source: RefSeq, a predicted model, not a curated record
AUCUUUACAUUGAUUUGGCCUAUCCAACAAAACUGACAACGAUUAUCCCACUGGCCCUCUCUUUUCGCUUACCAAUUCAGCCCCACCACAUUAUCACAAAACUUUGCAUCUUUCCCAGCCUAAAUCUCUGCAAUUCAUUCAAAGUGUUUUCAUCCUUUUAAUCUCCUGAAUCUCCAUCCAUGGCGAAACACAGCCGCUCACGCGGCGGCGGCAGCGGAUGCAACCCUUUCGGCUGCUGCUGCGGCUGUCUCUUCAACUGCAUCUGCAGCUGCAUCUUCCAGAUCCUCUUCACCCUCCUCGUCAUCGCCGGCGUUAUCGCCCUCAUCCUCUGGCUCAUCUUCCGCCCUAACGCCGUCAAAUUCUACGUCGACGACGCCUCCCUCUCGCAGUUCGAUUUAUCCGCCGCCAACAACACCCUCUUCUACAACCUCGCCCUCAACAUGUCCAUCCGCAACCCCAACAAGCGGAUCGGGAUCUACUAUGACGUCAUCGAGGCCCGCGCCUUCUACGCCGGCCAGCGAUUCGCCGUCGGCAAUCUCGACCCGUUCUUUCAGCCGACCAAGAACACCUCAGAUCUCCGCGCGGUGUUUAAGGGCCAGAACCUGGUCCCGCUCGCCGACGGCGAUAAAUCGGAGUAUACGUCACAGAAGAACAAUGGGGCUUACGGGAUUGACUUGAAGCUCUUUCUGCAAAUCAGACUGAAAUUCUGGCUCAUCAAAUCCAAGAAAAUCAAACCCACCAUUGAUUGCGCUCUCGACAAUGUUCCCCUGCACCCCUCCAAUGGCAAUUUUGAGAGAACACAAUGUCAUCUUGAUUGGUAGUAGAUUCUUGAUUCUUGAUUCUUUAUGCUCUAGAUUAAUCAAACUUCUACUUUCCUGCGUUUAGAUUCCUUAGUGUGCAUUUUUGCUUCUUGAAAAUUAUAAAAAAAAAAAUUAAAAAAAAAAUGUGUUUUUAUCA